This is a messenger RNA of Phacochoerus africanus (Common warthog), 1020 nucleotides long. RefSeq names its product olfactory receptor-like protein OLF4. The transcript has a single exon. Gene Ontology annotation, biological process: G protein-coupled receptor signaling pathway. The coding region runs from base 1 to 1020 and encodes 339 amino acids. Gene Ontology annotation, cellular component: membrane. Gene Ontology annotation, molecular function: G protein-coupled receptor activity; olfactory receptor activity. NCBI's taxonomy places the organism in Eukaryota, Metazoa, Chordata, Mammalia, Artiodactyla, Suidae. The record is from RefSeq and is a predicted model, not a curated record.
AUGGACCCAGUGAAUAGCACAAAAACUUCCAAAAUUCUUCUUCUGGGAUUUUCAGAGGAACCAAAACUGCAGCCUCUCAUAUUUGGGCUUUUCCUCUCCAUGUACCUGAUCACUGUGUUUGGAAACCUGCUCAUCAUCCUGGCCGUCAGCUCAGACCCCCACCUCCACACACCCAUGUACAUCUUUCUUUCUAACCUGUCCUUUGUAGACAUCUGUUUCAUCUCCACCACCACCCCAAAGAUGCUGUGGAACAUCCAGAUGCAGAGCAAAUUUAUCACCUAUUCAGGCUGCAUCACUCAGAUGUACUUUUUCACACUCUUUCUAGGGCUGGAUGACUUCCUCCUGACCAUGAUGGCCUAUGACCGGUUUGUAGCCAUCUGCCACCCCCUGCACUACAGGGUCAUCAUGAACUCAAAGCUCUGUGGACUACUGGUCCUGGUUUCAUGGAUCAUGAGUGUUCUGCAUUCCUUGUUGCAAAUCUUCAUGGUGUUGCAACUGUCCUUCUGCAAAGACUUGGAAAUCCCUCACUUUUUCUGUGAACUCAAUCGGAUGAUCCAAUCUGCCUGUUCUGACACAUUUCUUAAUAACAUAGUGAUGUAUUUUGCAGUUGGGCUGCUUGGUGUUGCUCCCCUGGCUUUUAUCCUUUACUCUUACUCAAAGAUAGUUUCCUCCAUACAUGGAAUCUCAUCUUCUCAAGGGAAGUAUAAGGCAUUUUCCACCUGUGCCUCUCACCUCUCAGUUGUCUCCUUAUUUUACUGUACCUGCUUAGGAGUGUACCUCAGUUUUGCUUCUACUGACAGCUUACAGUUAAGUGCAGUUAUCUCAGUGAUGUACACUGUGGUCACACCCAUGCUGAACCCCUUCAUCUACAGUCUGAGGAACAAGGACAUAAAGGGGGCUCUAAAGAGAUUUUUUUGGGAAAAGUGUAAAAGGGCCAUUUUUCCUAUGGUGAAGAAUUGCCACAAUUGCAGUGAUCAAACCCUCAACAUCAGAAAUUGUAAUCCUAUGAUAAGACUGUGA